AGCAUCACAUUUCAUAUUUCCGGUUCUGGUCCACACGGGGUAGUACGUGGCUUCAAAUUGCAGGCAAAUACUUUAGCCUCGCCGAAGCCAAAAUGCCUCAGCAAAGUGAAUUGAUGGAUAAGGCUGAAGAUGUUGUAGACCAGGUCCUGAGGAAAAGCAAACAUUUUCUUCCUCAUGUGGCGAGAUUCUGUCUGAUAGGAACAUUUUUGGAGGAUGGAAUUCGAAUGUGGUCCCAAUGGAGUGAACAGAGAGACUACAUGAAUUCAACAUGGGGCUGUGGGUGGUACCUGGCCACACUUUUUGUAUUAGUUAAUCUUAUAGGCCAGUUAGGAGGGUGUGUCAUGGUACUUAGCCGACAGAAAGUUCCCAUUGCCUGUGGCAUACUCUUCUCAAUUAUAGCUUUACAGACUGUAGCCUAUAGCAUCCUUUGGGAUAUAAAGUUUCUUCUUAGAAAUUUGGCCUUGGCUGGUGGAGUACUUCUUUUACUAGCAGAAGAUCGUGCAGAAGGCAAAAGUCUUUUUGCUGGCCUUCCGUCACUGGGAGAGAAUAACCCAAAACAGUACAUGCAGCUUAGUGGACGCAUUCUCCUUGUGCUUAUGUUCUUAACCCUAUUACGUUUAGAUUUCGACUUCUUUCAAAUAAUACAGAACUUGGUUGGUACAGCAUUAAUUCUUCUUAUCGCUAUUGGCUACAAAACAAAGUUGUCUGCCCUUGUUUUGGUUGUAUGGUUGACAUUGCUGAACAUGUAUUUCAAUGCUUGGUGGAAUGUCCCUUCCUACAAACCGAUGAGAGACUUCCUGAAAUACGAUUUUUUCCAGACACUCUCUGUCAUUGGAGGUUUGCUGUUGGUGGUGGCAUAUGGUCCAGGAGGAGUCAGUAUGGAUGAGCACAAGAAGAAAUGGUGAUAAUAUUCUUACUGAUUACAUACCAACUGUCAAAUUAUGUUUCAUAGAAAUCAAUAAACAAAAAAUAGGUGUUUUUUAGAAUGGAAUUAAUUUUACAUUUCUAGUCUCAGGGUUGGACUAAAAAAAAUAGUGAAGAAAAGUUUAUGUAAUUUAAAUCUUUUUCUUAUAUAAAAGAAUUUUGAUGGACCUGCUGUAAUUCUUUUACUAUUUAAUCUCUUAAGACAACCUUGAAUUUCAUGAAUACCAGUAUUUACAAAUAUAUAUCUUAUUUUAUGAUACAUUGAGAAAAUAUAUCUUAAAAUUGACUAGUGAAUUUUGAUCAUGCACAGAAAUAAAUCAAAUUGCAUUUUUUCCUUCACUACAAAGUAAGCCUUAGAUUAAUUUUCUUAGAAACUUAAUAUCGUUAACAACAUAUUUUGUGGGUUAUUUCAUUGAUAAACAGUAAGUGUUAUUUUUUCUGGAUUGUAUGAAGGUUUAUGAAGACUUUGAGACAUUAUAGUGACAUUUUUAUCCAGAAACAGUGCAGCGGUGGAGAAGUGGUAUUGGAAAUAAUUUUGAUUUACAUGUAUAUGUUGGAAUGUGCCCUGCAAUACGAAUUUAAGAGAGAAUGUGCUGCAUUUCUUCCACCAAGCUGUAUUCAGCUUUCAUCUUCAAACUCAUCUCGGUUUUUGUUAUUGUAGAUUCUUUUUGUUAAAUGUAUUUUCUUUUUAAGAUUUGCAUACAUUAACCCGGUAUAAACCACUGUGAGUAGAUUUAUAUAUUAUCGCUAUCAUUCACAUAUAUUAGUCAAUACACAAACUAUUUGUUAUUUUUCAACUUUUACCCUAGAGUGUUUUGCAUCAGAAAUGUUUCUUUCAAAUCUGAAAUACUCUGUUUAAGGAAGGUUUUGUAGUGCUAGUAAGUGCAAUGAAAGUGUCUGAGCUUCACUGGAAUUCAAGUGUUCCACUAUCAAUAUACCAUUUUUCCACGCAAAACUGAUCUCUGAUUAAAGUGAAAGUAAAUUGUUUGACAGUAAAACGGUCAAAUUGGCAAACUUUGGUGUUGGUGUGGUGUCUUUAAAGAUAUAAGUCUUGCAAUCGGCUUUAUUUGUCUAACUAAUAAAAUGGCUACUCACAAACCUUCAAUUUUGCUAAGAUUUGUAUAUAAUUAUAGAGAAGGCUUGAAUUUUGAUGAUUGUGUAUGAGGAGUUGCCCUCCAGUCUCCAUAUACCUAGUUCGAUAGAUAACUACCAGUAUGAAAAACCUGAUAUAAGUCUGGUCCCCAAAGACUUCCCUAUUUUGCAGAAAACCUUACAUUUACAUAGCUAAUGUAGGGCAGAUAGCUAAAACUACAUUUACAUAGCUAAUGUAGGGCAGAUAGCUAAAACUACAUUUACAUAGCUAAUGUAGGGCAGAUAGCUAAAACUACAUUUACAUAGCUAAUGUAGGGCAGAUAGCUAAAACUACAUUUACAUAGCUAAUGUAGGGCAGAUAGCUAAAACUACAUUUACAUAGCUAAUGUAGGGCAGAUAGCUAAAACUACAUUUACAUAGCUAAUGUAGGGCAUAUAGCUAAAACUACAUUUACAUAGCUAAUGUAGGGCUGAUAGCUAAAACUACAUUUACAUAGCUAAUGUAGGGCUGAUAGAUAAAACACUUCAGUUUGUUAGAUUUGAUAUGUAUUGCUCUUUUUGUUGUAUAUCUUCUUGGGUUAAAAUUAAUGCAGAUUCCUUUGAACUAAAAAAUACUUGUAUAUACCUAAUUCUGUUGAUGUUUUUUUUGGGCAUAUUGUCCGCUUCAUGCAUCACGAUUUUAGUUUUUAUUGACGUUGAUUAAAUAUAGACAAAAUCACCAAUUUAAUUGAAAAUUGAAAAUAUCGAAUUGAUUUAAUAAACAAAUGAAGUCUGUUUUUUGUUUAAUGUAAAAGGAAUUAUGUUUAUGGAGCCUUGUUAAAAGACUUGGAUGUUCUUUCUUGCCAUGCAGUCUCUGAUUUUAACUCAUUUUUUCUGACUUCCAUGCAAUUAAUUAAAUUUACACCAUGAAUGACAGUAAAACUGUAAUACAUGUCCAGAAGAAAUAAUUAAGUGUUUUUGGCAUCAAUGUGUCAUUAUUUGUUCUUUGUAGGAAUCUUCUACAAAAAUAAUUGAAAUAAAAUGAUUGUACUAGAUAUGAUGAUGACAUUUUCAGAUUUUUAUUUCGUUUGGUGGAGAUAUGAAAUAUUGACCCGAUAUAUAGAGUUAGCUUUAAUUUAUCAGAUAAAUAAGGUGCAUUUGAGUUGAUAUUUAAAUCUUUAUAUUUUAGGUAGGUGUACUAUUUAUCUGCUUAUCACUGACUCCUAGGCCAUGUUUUAUAAAUAUAAAAAAGUUCAUGACAGAUCCAGCAGCCAAAGUGUGAUGUACAUUAGUAAUUUGGUUAUUCUAGACAAUAGAUUUGGCAUAGGGUUCACCCUGACCAGCAUAGCCAUCGACUUUGUGAGAUCCCUCUUGUAUAAUUAACCAGAAAGGUUGUACCCAGACGUUAACUGGUUAAUCAGUAAAACUUAUAUGUAAUUUGGGAUAGAACAAACUUUGCUGGAAUACAACGGGAAUAAUUUUCAUCUUAAUGUUCUGUUAAAGUUUUAAAUUCCUCUUCAGAUAAUUUUCAUUUGUAGAUGGGAUACUGCUGAAUUUCAUAAAUAAAACAAUAUAUAUCCACUAUUACUGCAUUUCAUUUAGAGUUUUGCCACUUUGUUAAAAGUUAGAUAUAUAUUGAUGAAUGUGUUCAGCUUAAUCACAAUCAGUUAGCAGGGUGAGCCUUAUCCAACCUUGUCUACAUGUGUAGUUGUAUGUGCAAGUCGUUUGUAUUAUUGAUGAAAGUGACAUGAUCAUUCAUUUUAUUGAACUGUGUUGUCAUGUAUUGUUGUCAUUUAGCCUGUAUAAUUUGUUGUGCAUGAGAGAAAUAAAAACUAUGAAUUCAGCAAGAAA
This is a messenger RNA of Pecten maximus, 3845 nucleotides long. Its product is annotated as surfeit locus protein 4-like. The transcript has 4 exons. Gene Ontology annotation, biological process: Golgi organization. The record is from RefSeq and is a predicted model, not a curated record. NCBI's taxonomy places the organism in Eukaryota, Metazoa, Mollusca, Bivalvia, Pectinida, Pectinidae. The coding region runs from base 93 to 905 and encodes 270 amino acids. Gene Ontology annotation, cellular component: endoplasmic reticulum; endoplasmic reticulum-Golgi intermediate compartment; membrane.